AUGCAGCAGCUGAAGCUGGAGUACCAGUCCUGUGUGGAAACUGAGCAGUCAGCAAUUCAAUCCUUCGCCAAUGAUCGUAUCAAGUGUCUUCUCGCAAAGCUCACAAGCAUGUCGCCAAAAGAAAAGAAAGCAAGCGAGAGAUUGUUGAUGCAAGCGACACUUCAGCAAUGCGAUGAGAUCUUGAAGCCAUCAACUGUGGACAAAUCCAUUGUCUUUCGGAGCCUGGAAGCUCAAGUGCUGCUUCGGUUUCAAUUCUGGGCUAAACUCGGAGACAAGUUCGUCCAAUACUACAAGAAGCAAAAGCUGUCCAGAAAGAAGAACCGACGAAAGCACCAUGGUCGCAAGGAGCAGACUUCCUCCAAUCAGUUCGUGCUCAAUGAUAUCUGUGACUUGCUAUCCAUGCUGGCCAUGAAGCUGCCACAAAGCCUACCUUUUGCUGCGUUUCUCAACAGUACUCUCGAUCGCCGUCGAUACUACUCUGAUGGAACCAGCAAUCUACCGAAGGACCUUUUCCAGAAGAUUUACCGACGCUUCGAAAUCCCAGAUCCUGAGACGACAACAGAGACAGAAGAGUUUGUUGACUUUGCCGCCAUUAAAUCACCCACCAAUGCCAGAAUGAAACGGCGAGACUCCAUGGCGUCAAUUGGAAGUGCAUCGUCCUCAAAAGAGAACAUGAAUGUUCCAGAUUCCAAGCCAUUGGCGACAAAAGGCAGUGGUGCAUCAUUGCAGCAACAACCCAGACUCAAAAAGAAAGCGGCAGCACUCAACUUAGUGGCUCCUACUAAACGACGGAAUUCUCUUUUCGGGGGUCGUCGCAGCCUUCUCACUUUGUGGGUAGUCACUUCAACACUCGCUUGA
Molecule: messenger RNA, 858 nt
Organism: Seminavis robusta
Lineage: Eukaryota; Bacillariophyta; Bacillariophyceae; Naviculales; Naviculaceae
Source: the annotation of a GenBank genome assembly